Molecule: messenger RNA, 1929 nt
Organism: Purpureocillium lilacinum
Lineage: Eukaryota; Fungi; Ascomycota; Sordariomycetes; Hypocreales; Ophiocordycipitaceae
Source: RefSeq, a predicted model, not a curated record
AUGGCGACCCCCGCCGGUCGCACUCUGUAUAAGAAAAAGGACGGCAUCCUGACCUUGACCGGCGACAACCAGACGGUUACAUGGACGCCCAACUCAGGGGGGCCGCCGACGGUCUCUCUGCCCGUCGCCAACCUUCAGCAGACACCGGACAGCGCAGCCAAGGUGAUGCUCAAGAUCUUCGAGAAGUCGGAGAGCGGAGGCGACCCGGUCACGUAUCUCUUCCACUUCCACACCUCCGAAGCCAAGACGGAAGCAAAGUCGAUCAAGGAUGUGCUUUCCCGACUGUUGGCAGAUCUUCGCGCCAACGAUGCCAGCAUCCCGCGGCCCGCCGCAGCAGGGACACCGUCCGGGGCGGGCUCAUCGACUCCUGUCGCAAACGGCAGCGGUAGCGCCUCCGCUUCCAUGGCGUUUGCCAGCGCGGUCAAUGCGCAGCCAUCCUCGACUCGAUGGUUUGACGACAGCCAGCUCAAAGUUGACAUUGAGCUGCAGCAGUCCCUCAUGAAGAAGGACCGAGCCCUCUAUCAAACUUAUAUGGAGGCCAUGGCGGCGAAGCCAGAGUCUAUUUCCGGAGCGGCUUUUAACUCACAAUUCUGGUCCACCCGGACAAACCUCCUGAGGGCACAUGCCAUCGAAAUAAAUCAGAAAAGGGGCGCCUACAACGUGCUUUCAACAGUCAAGCCACGCACCGUUGACGGAGAGCUCAAGCUCAAUAUUAGCGUCGAACAGGUGCAGAUGAUAUUCGCACAGCAUCCCCUCGUGAAGCGGAUAUACAAUGAGAAUGUUCCGAAGGUGUCAGAGGCCGAGUUUUGGUCACGGUUCUUCCUCAGCAGGCUAUCGAAGAAACUGAGGGGAGAGCGUGUGAAUGACAAUGACCGGCCGGAUGCGCUCUUCGACAAGUACGACGUGAGCGAGAAUACGGAAGGCUUUCAGAGUAGGAUUAUGGCACAGAGCGUGCCGCACAUCAUCGACAUCGAGGCGAACGAGGAGAACCAAGGCGGCUUCAAGUCCGGGAACGCCAAGGACGUCGAGAUGCGACCGAGGAGCAACAUACCCAUUGUCAAGACUCUCAACAGCCUCAGUGAGAAGAUCAUGGCCAACGUUGCGCCGUCGGACACCCCUGUUGACGACAACCUCAGCACGUACAACGAGCUGUCGCUGAGAGAUCUCCGGGGUGACGCCCAAGAGCACCGCAUCAUGCUCAACGUGAAGGAGCAGAACAAGUUCUUCAAGAAGCAAGACUCGGCACCGUCGACGAACGAGCGCAUCUUUGCGGCGCAGGUUCCGGCGGAAGUACUGUCCCGCAUGAGAUCGAACGUUCGAGCCUUUGACGCCAACGGGACGACGGACCAGAGUGGUCUUCUCGCAACCGUCCAGUUUGACGACGAAAGCGACAGCGACGACGAAGAAAAGAAGCGGACCCAAGUCGGGUCACGCGCCGCCGUCAAGGCCGCCGAGAAGGAGGUCAUGUCGGGCAUUCUCCAACAGCGGGCUCAAAAGUACGGUCACGCCAGCGACGCAACGUCUCCCAUGGGCCUGCCCGCCGGCAUGGUGGACAAGUGCGCUCUCACGCACGCUACAAGCAUCGAGUUCCUGCACCAGUUCUGGACGGCCUUUCUCUCGGGAGACCCAGACCGUGCUGCCGAGCUGCAGUACUUGGCCGAAUCGCUGAAGCGCUCCACCGCGCGCAUCACCGCCGUGGCGGACGAAGCCGAGACGGAGAGGGAAGCGAUCAUCCGGAAGCGCAAGCAGGAGAUUCGUGACCACUUCGAGCGCACCGGAAAGAAGAUUCGGUGGAAAUCGGACAUGGUGGGCGGUGGACGCGAGGCCGUACUGAAGAUGAUGAAGCCCGCGCUAGAUGCCCUGGCCAAGGCGCAAGGGGACUACUCCAGGGCCCUUGCCGCCGAAGGCAUCCAGAUCUCGACAGAAUGA